AUGUCCAAAACUUUCUUGUGGAGCCUGGAAGUGUAAAUCUGUUCUAUAGUGGGGAGGGGGCAGCCUAUGGUUCUAGAGGUGGAAGGACGACCAAUCACGAAGAAAAGGAUCUGGUGAGAUGGCUGACUGAGAGCUGAGGCGUGCGGCUGAACAGGUUGAGCUCGGCUGGAGAGCAAAGGACACCGUGGGUGAAGGUCCUUAUCAGCUGGGACUUGGACGGUGAUUGGACGUGACGAGGCUUGGUCCAGCGUUGACAAGGCCGACAUCUGUAGGCGGGUCACUUCAAUUAGCAGGUCCCGGUGGGGGAGUGGAGGGGGAAGAGUCUUCCAGUUUGAAUUUGCGCCUAGGCUUCAUUUUGGGAUCUGUAGUUUUUUGUGUUACCAGCAUUUCAUAUCGCCGGGCCAUUAGUAACAAUAAUAUAAUGAUCUUGCGGGCUGGAUAUAAUUGCAAGCCAGGCCUGAUGUGACCUGCGGGCCUUGAGUUUGACACAUAUGGUCUAACAGUCUUCUAUUGACUACUGGUUAGUAUCUGACUCCUUAAAAGCCAAUAACAUCAUUGUCAAUAUUCUUCCCACUCUGCUCACAGAUCAUAAAGCAAUAUAUAUUUAGAUAAAUCUGUCUGGUAACCAUUCACAGAAUAGGAAAGCCUACUGGAUCCUAAACAACUCUUCACUUAAGUUAGGAAUUGAUCAUCUUUUUGACAUUGCUGGAUUUUACAUGCAUUAUGAUUUAUGGAUUCUUUCAUUAUAACUAUCAUCACACUGUCUAUAAUGAUAAAAGUUGAUGUUUUAAUAAAGGUGCUGUGAUGGUCCAAAUGUGUGCACUCUGAUGUUCAGCUUAUUAAGUUGCCAUGGCACCAAUGCAGUUAAACUUUAAGCUAAAUGUUUAUUCUUUUCUCUUUACUUUCAGGACUGAUAGACAGUUUUUAUCUGUAAAACAAAGACAGGCUCAAUGGUUCUGCUGCCACGACCCUGGUGGGUAAAUGUCCCAGACAGACACCUUAUAUAUAUAUAUAUACAGUAUGUAUAUACUGUAUAUAUAUAUAUGCAUUAUAAUAGCAAAAGCUGUAAUGCUCUACUUGAGAAAGUGCAUCUAUUCAGCCUCUCCUUGACAAUCAUUCAACAAUUCUGAGUGCCACACUACCAGACAGGAAAAGAAAAAAUAGGAACUGGAAGAUAAAGCUGCUACUCUUUCACUUAUCAAAACAAAUGCUUCAAUAUUUCAUCCUUUUCUUUCAGAGAGAAGCUGAAUGGUUUAGAGUUUGACCCACAAUGGAGGAGCCCAGAUCUGACAACUCAGAGGAUAUUUAUGGUGAGGAAGACGAGGGCCCUCCUUCAGCAUACACUGACUGUGAGGCUGACUAUCAAAAGGCUGCUACAGAUGAUGAAGAAGAAAAGGACCCAGGAUCAACAACAUGUGUCGACUGUGAAGCUGAUUAUCAUGAAACGGGUACAGAUGGUAAAGCUGUUUGCCGUCAUGUUAAGACAACACAGUAUAAGAUCAGCCAUGAGUUAAUUUCUCAGCCUCUGGAGACUCCUGUUGGUGAAAUGGAGAACCACAUUGUGAUCAACUGCAGGGAGGAAGAAACGUUACAAGAGACAACAGAGACAAAUGACUGGACAGAAAUCAGUGACCUGCCUGGAAAACAAAACCUUGAGGAAGAAAGGAAAACACAAAAGACCAACCUUGAGAGGCUUUUGGAAGAUUUGGGCUUGGAGCAGUACCACAGAGAGAAGUUAUCAUUAAGCAAAAUACUUGGGAUUGAUGAGAAGACGAUCACUGAUGACCUGGGCGACUGUAAAUCAAAUAUCCCGUUGAAUUUUCUCAAGAAAUUAGUGAUGGUUAAUGUGACUGCUAGGAACGUAAAAGGUGUAUCAUGUGACUUGAGUAAUGAAUCUUCUGAGUCAAACUGUGAUGAUGAAUCAGAGAGUACAGAGAGCAAUUUUGAGGACCUGUUUGAGAGCCCAAAUAAGACUGAAACAUUUAAUCCUCUUGAUAUAAUGACUGCUCUCCUUUUGUGUUCUGAUGGGUUUGUUCAGCAAGAGUUAGCUCUAAAAAUGUCCAUGUGUCAGUUCUCUGUUCCUCUGCUGCUUCCUAACUGUGAUACACAGCAGUGCACCCUCAUGCUGUGGGCCAUGAGAGACAUUGUUAAGAAGUACAGACCUUCAAAUCUUUCAGAAUCAAAAGGUUUCCUAGAAGAAAGAAUAGUUCUUUCUGAACUUCCAAUGAUCUCAUUUGUGAGACUGGGUGAGUGCUCUCUGUCCAAAUCAGAGAUCCUCAAUAAACUUCUGAGUAACUCUCAGCAAUACCAUGACACCUUUGUUCACCGUGACAUGGAGUGUGGAGACAUUCAGAGAAGAAUAUCCAAUGGACUGACUGAAAUGACCUGGUACCUUCCCUGUGGAAACAAAAACAUGGACAUCUUCAGUGAACCAGUUGCUAUAGCUAACCUUCGUGGAGACAUUGCUUCAUUUGAAACUCAAUUCUCCUUUUUGUGUCAGACAUCUGCUGCAGUUUUUGUUUUCUUUGAGCAGCUGGACGGUGAACUGCUGAUGAACAUAAACCAUAAAGCUCAAAUCUUCUUAGUAGGAAACCAACAGAACAAGAGCCUUACUCCAGAUGUUCUGAAGAAACUAGCAACCAGGUUGAACUUGACAAAAAACAAUAUAAUUAUAAAAACUGACAAAACAAAUGAUGCAGAUUUUGUCAAAUCUUUGAAAAAAGUUGUGAGCAGUGUACUUACCAAACCACAGUUAAAGAUGUCAGUAGAGCAGAUGGCUGAUGUUGCAUAUGAAUUAGGAAUUCCAGUUGAUGAAGAUUCUCCAGAGUGCCAGGCUGGAAAGAAAAAUGCAGAUGCCAUCACUGCAGAGAUUAAAGACACUUUUCAAUUCAAAGAAAAUCAGUUUCCUUUGCAAGGUCAAAUAUGGAAGGAACUGACAUUUUUGGAAAAGGAAGAAUUUCAUCUCCGAAACAUUGGUUCUGAAAAUAUAGAAAACUAUAAGAGCAACCUUAAAAAGAAAAAAGAAGAGCAACGUGAAAAACAAAAUUCCUAUGCAAUGUCAAGUGUAAUGACAUGCUUCAUUAGUGCAAUAUCCAGGCCACAUAGAGAAAGGUGUUAUUUUCUUAAAUGGAUGAGAAUGAACCUCGACAAUUUAUCUCGAACAAAACUUUCUGGCCUUAGGGAGCUUUACAAGGAAAAAUGCAAAGAUUCUGAAAACAAACAGGAGAUCAAAGAAAUUGACGAACAACUUUCCAGCAGCUCACUGGGAGUUGAGCACUUCUUCCGUGAAAUGGGUCAAAUCUAUGAAGCUUCUCUUUACCUUCCAGAAACAGAUCCAUCACGUCAACAGCUGCAACAUCUGCCCAAACUCUGUGCUCAGUUGUUGCUGGAUGGAUUUCCUCUUGAGCUUGUAGAUGGAGAUGCUUCCAACAUUCCUCUCAGAUGGGUGAGUGAUGUUCUCUCUCAGCUCAAUGACUUGGUGUCUCCAAAGAACAAGAUCCUGGUCGUCACAGUUCUUGGAGUUCAGAGCACAGGGAAGUCCACUCUCCUUAACACCAUGUUUGGAGUUCAGUUUGCAGUCAGCAGUGGUCGAUGCACUAGAGGUGCCUUCAUGCUGCUCAUCAAAGUCAAUGAAGACGUCAAGAAAGUUCUCAACUGUGACUUCAUGAUGAUCAUCGACACUGAAGGCUUAAAGUCACCAGAGCUAGCACAGCUGGACAACAGCCAUGAGCAUGACAAUGAGCUGGCAACACUAGUUGUUGGUCUGAGUAAUAUCACCAUUAUCAAUAUUGCAAUGGAGAAUUCAACAGAGAUGAAAGACAUCCUGCAGAUAGUGGUGCAUGCUUUCCUCAGGAUGAAGGCGGUCGGCAAAAAGCCUCAAUGUCAGUUUGUUCACCAGAACGUUUCUGAUGUUUCAGCUCAUGAGAAGAACCUGAGAGACAGGAAGCUGCUGUUAGAACAGCUGAAUGAGAUGACCCAGGCUGCAGCUAGAAUGGAGAAGAAAGAAAAAUACAAGAACUUCACUGAUGUGAUGGAGUAUAAUCCAGACACUGGGAACUGCUACAUUCCUGGACUCUGGAAUGGAAACCCACCAAUGGCUCCAGUCAAUGCAGGAUACAGUGAGACUGUCUAUGAACUCAAGAAAAACAUCAUCCAACAGCUGGGAAAGUGUGGGUCAACUUCUAAUAACAUCUUGGAGUUCAGAGAGUGGAUAACCAGCCUGUGGAACGCAGUAAAACAUGAAAACUUCAUCUUCAGCUUCAGAAACAGCCUGGUGGCUGAUGCUUACAUGAGGCUCUGUACAGAAUACAACCAAUGGGAGUGGGAGUUCAAAAAGGAAAUGUACAAAUGGGUUACCACAGCAGAGAUAAGGAUAUCCAAUUUUGGUACAGCUGCUGCAUCAUCUGAAAUAUCUGACAUGAAUGAAUUCAUGACCGAGUUGAAAAGUGAAGCAAUCACAGAGCUGACCAAGUGGGAGACAAAGAUCCUUGAAAACCUGAAGAAAUACUUUGAUCAGCCAGAAGGUCAUGUUUAUCUGGUUGAAGGAUACAGAGAGGAUUUCUCCAACAGCAUAAAGAGUCUUCGACGACAAACUGAAAGAUCGGUUUUGAACCAGAUCACAGUAGCUGCUGAUAUCAAGCAAGGAAUGAAAGAACUCGACAAAAUCAAGGCCACUUAUACAGAAAAAAUUGAGAAAGCAGUUUAUGCUUUAAUUAAUGAAUGUCGUGAGAAGAAAGUUCAAAUGAUGGACAAAGAACUUAAUGAAUGUUUUGACAAGAUGUGGACUGAAGCAAUGAACACCUUGUCUUUCUCUGAACAGCAGACUUUAAAUGUCUUCACCAGUGUGUCCCUUCAGUUGCAGGCAAAUCUUUCACCGAAGGGAAGCCAUGCAUGUGAACUGCUGAGUAAAAAAAACCUCAAAGACUGUGGACUGGAGCCUUUUAAAUAUACCCCAAGAGGGGUGCAUGAAAACGUCAAAGUUGCCAUUAAAGGGAUUUUAACCUCGAAGAAUCUAGUCAAGGAAAGACAAGAAGUUGCUGACACAAUCAUAUCUGCUUGCAAUGACUGUGUUUGGGAUCAAAUCAAGAGAAAAACCAAUUAUCAUGAUACUUACAUCCAGGAGAUUCUUCACAUCAUUGAUGAGAGGCUGAACAAAGCUGAUGUUGACACUGACAUUGAGUUUGAAGUGUCUCUGAAACAACACAUCUGUGGAUCUGCAGCCAGAAAGUUUCAGAAAAUGCAUGAAGAAUUUAUCCAAGAAAAUGAUCCUUACAGAUGUCUGCAGAAAAACAAAGAAAAGUUCUGCACAGAUUUCAAAGAUGUGUUUUAUGAAAGAGACCAAUGCCAGAAGAAAGCUGAAGAAUUCACAAACCAAUGUCUGAAACCUGCUGUUGAAAACUUCGUCUAUCGUUCUCUUGGUCUUGAUAUUGUUGAUAAAAUGAUGACAAAAGAGGAGUUCAGCACACGAAUGUCCUUCCAGUAUUCAAUUUUAUUGGAUCUGAUUUCAAAAAGUGAAUUUGAAAACUUUAAGAGUUACAUUCGCUCAUAUGCAGAUUAUGUAAAAUUGUGGAUAUCUGGUAGAAUAAAGGAGACAUUCUCAUUUGGGUCUACUCUAUGUGAGUUAGAGGACAAACAUCUUAAGUUCUGUGUAAACCACAUAAAUGAUGCCAUUACAAAGGUAAAAGCAGAAAACACUGACAGUCUGAGGACAUUUGUUGAAAAUAUCUGCAAAGAAGUUGGAGAUAAACUGGUAAUUUCCCAGGAUUUUCUUGAUGCCUUCAUGGUUCUGAACAAGUCUGACCAGGAACAGUUUGGUCACUGGCUCAACGAGUGUGUGCAGGAAAUGACAGAAGCUCUUAGAGAAAAGUUUAAAUCAACUGAGUUUGAAACAAAACUCUCACGACUCCACAUAAAACCAGAGAAUGAGCUUUUCACCAGAGUGAUUGGUUGUUGCAAACAGUGUCCAUUCUGCAAAAUACCUUGUGAUGCAGGUGGAGAAAACCACACUCAACACUUUGCUUCUCUGCAUCGACCAAAUGGUUUAGGUUUGAUCAAGUCGAAAGACUCAAAAAAACUCACGACUGACGUCUGCAAUUCUCUUGUUAUCAGUAACAAACGUUUUCGCUGCAGUGUCACAAACAAUGAAUGGUGUCCUUACACAAAAUAUAAGAAUUUUUUCUCAGACUGGGAUAUUCGUGCAGAUGUGAGCCUUGAAUCAUCAGAUUAUUGGAAAUAUGUGAUGGCCACAUACAAUAAGGAUUUUGCUGAAGCAUAUGAUGCACAACCUGCUGACAUUCCUGAUUCUUGGAAGACAAUCACAAUGGAAAAGGCAAAGAAAAGUCUCAAAGAGUCGUUCAACAUCAGCUGAAAUAUAACUCAUGUUGAGUUUUAAGAACACAAGUGGUUUUAAAAACCAGACCAGUUUUAAGAACUAGUUUCUAUUCUAUUACACUCUUAAUAAAAACUGGUAUUUCUAUUAAAAGUAUAAUAGAAAUGCUUUUGCAUGUAGAGUAUUUCUAUUAUUCUUCCCCCUAUUUUUGAAAGCCUGGAUAAUUUACACUUAGGGCUCAUCCUUUUCACUAAAGACAAAAUAAAUCACUUUAAGCCUGUUUUACUUUAGUUCCAUGUAUUUUUUAAUCAAUAAUCAUUUCUAAUUAAUGCAUUUUAUUGUUCUGUUUUUUUAUAAAUUUUGUUUACAAAGUAUCUUGUCUUACAGUACAGCGUUGUUAGAAAAUGGUCCGAAUGUGCAACUACAUUGGAUGGGUGAUUUCUUUGGUCAUUGCUGGAUUCUGUUGUUCCUGUUCUUGUUAUCAUGAUUGUUCUUCUUGGGUUGUGGUUAAUUCUCAAUACUUCCACCCUAUGGCUGCCUUUAUCUUGUUGUACUUUGGUGCAACAGGAUAAAGGCAACAGGAUAAUCAAUGCUUUCCAAAGCAUUGAUUAUCAAAUGAGACAAACAAUCUCUCUCUCUACAAUAUUCAUAAAGGGUGAGUAGCAGACUAUAAAGAACUGCUGCAAUUAGCUUAUCAAUCAGUUACAGAAACAGCAGCUCAAAUUUCAAGCUCAUAAUCCUGGCAGAGAUAACAUGACCUCAAUUAGAGUUGGUCAUGCAAAGUUUUGCAGAAGCCACCUGAAUCUUAUUUUUCCCAUUUCAACAUUUGAGCAUUUCUUUUUAGAUGUGUUUGGUGUUUUGAUUUUGAUAUAUUUAAUUUGUCUUAUUUUUCAUUGCUUGAAAGAAAUCUGUAAGAGAUGUAGCAUGUUAUUUGUCCAAUACAAACCCAGUUAAUGUGUAACCAUUAUGACUCAAUAAAUGGUAAUAAAAAA
This is a messenger RNA of Xiphophorus maculatus (southern platyfish), 7320 nucleotides long. RefSeq names its product interferon-induced very large GTPase 1-like. The record is from RefSeq and is a predicted model, not a curated record. The transcript is spliced from 5 exons. The coding region runs from base 1271 to 6367 and encodes 1698 amino acids. Gene Ontology annotation, molecular function: GTP binding. NCBI's taxonomy places the organism in Eukaryota, Metazoa, Chordata, Actinopteri, Cyprinodontiformes, Poeciliidae.